AUGACGUGCUGCUUGAGCGAGGAAGCUCGCGAACAAAAAAGGAUAAAUCAGGAAAUUGAGAAGCAGCUGCAACGCGACAAGCGUAAUGCUCGUCGGGAGCUCAAACUACUCCUUUUGGGUACGGGUGAAUCUGGGAAGUCGACGUUUAUCAAACAGAUGCGAAUCAUUCAUGGUAACGGAUACAGUGAGGAAGACAAAAGAGGACAUAUUCGUUUAGUUUACCAGAAUGUAUUUAUGGCAAUGCAGGCAAUGAUAAGGGCAAUGGAUACUCUUGGCAUUCCUUAUGGAGAUCCUUCUCCUGAGUUACAAGAAAAAGCGAACGUUGUUCGCGCAAUUGAUUAUGAAAACGUAACAUCUUUUGAAGAACCUUAUGUCAGCUAUAUUCAAGACUUAUGGGGAGAUAGUGGCAUCCAAGAAUGCUACGACCGUAGACGGGAGUACCAGUUAACUGAUUCAGCAAAAUAUUAUUUAUCUGAUUUGCAACGUCUGGCUGCGCCAAAUUACUUACCGACAGAACAGGAUAUUUUACGUGUUAGGGUACCCACAACGGGUAUCAUUGAAUAUCCCUUCGACUUGGAGCAGAUAAUCUUCAGGAUGGUUGAUGUUGGUGGUCAAAGAUCCGAAAGGAGGAAGUGGAUUCACUGUUUUGAGAAUGUUACAUCGAUUAUGUUCCUGGUUGCUUUAUCAGAGUACGAUCAAGUUUUAGUGGAAUGCGAUAAUGAGAACCGCAUGGAAGAGUCUAAGGCUCUUUUCCGUACUAUUAUCACUUACCCGUGGUUUACCAAUUCUUCAGUGAUCUUGUUUUUGAACAAAAGAGACUUAUUGGAAGAGAAAAUUAUGUAUUCACAUUUAGCUGAUUACUUCCCAGAAUAUGAUGGCCCUCCAUGUGACGCUAUUGCCGCUCGAGAGUUCAUUUUGAAAAUGUUUGUCGAUUUGAAUCCAGAUGCAGAUAAAAUUAUAUAUUCGCAUUUUACUUGUGCGACAGAUACGGAAAACAUCAGGUUUGUAUUCGCUGCCGUAAAGGAUACGAUUUUGCAGCAUAAUCUUAAAGAAUACAACCUGGUAUGA
This is a messenger RNA of Enterobius vermicularis (human pinworm), 1068 nucleotides long. NCBI's taxonomy places the organism in Eukaryota, Metazoa, Nematoda, Chromadorea, Rhabditida, Oxyuridae. The record is from the annotation of a GenBank genome assembly.